CAUCACAGUGGCUGAACAAGUGAAGAAAUCAUGAAUCAUCAGUGAGGGCCUUUCAUCCAAGCUUAGAUUGUUUACUUCAGACGAUGUGAUUGUUUGUUGUUGGCAGCAGUUUAUUACAUUAUUACAACCAACCAGCACUCCGGGGAAGUAUUUAAGUUGUUAUUUUUUUAACGCUGUACAACCAGUGGGCUAAUUUUUUGUUGUUGGUGGUUUUAACUCAGCUAGCUAAAGCUCAGUUUAAACUUGUGCACUUUUGUGGAAGAUGGCUGACAACGGAGCACACCCGGCCGAAGAGGACCCAGCCGCAGCUUUCCUGGCCCAACAGGAGAGCGAGAUAGCGGGGAUAGAGAACGACGGAGAGGGGUUCGGGGCGCUGGAAGGAGCCGGGGAGCAGCAGCCGUCUCCGGCCACGUAUGACGACUUUGGAGACGAGCCUGCUACAGUGAAUGGAGAUGUGUUUCAGGAGUCCAAUGGGCCAACAGACAACUAUGCAGCCAUUGCCCAGGUGGACAUUCAGAGGCAAGAGCCAGAAAGUUUACGCAAGUGGAGGGAGGAGCAGAAGGAACGCCUUGAAGCAUUAGACUCGGCAUCCAAGGCGGCAGAGGCAGAGUUGAGAGAGAAAGCCAAAAAGGAGCUGGAGGAUUGGCAUGUACACCAGAAUGAACAGAUGGAGAAGAACAAGGCCAACAACAGGAUUGCUGACAAGGCUUUCUACAAACAGCCCAACUCUGAUGUUAUAGGCUUUGUGGCAUCCGAGGAGGCCUUCCUGGCGGAGAGCGACGGCGACAGCCCAGGGUCCGAAUGGGAGAGAGUAGCUCGUCUCUGUGACUUCAAUCCAAAAACCAACAAGCAGGCGAAGGAUGUUUCUCGAAUGCGUUCUGUCCUCAUCUCUCUCAAACAGACGCCUCUAGUUCGCUAGAGGACGUCGUUCUAGAAACAUUGCCUUUUCACUUUUAAUCUCACAUUGCAUUAGAAGAAUUUGUAUACCCUUUUCCAUAAAACUCCUGGUAUGUUUAUAGCCUUUAAAAAAAAAAACUUCCUGCCUUUCUCGAUGCCUAUUCAAGUAAUAUAUUUAACCUGAGGCUCUUGUGAGACGAUGGACUGCUCUGUUGUUACAGCAUCCAUUAGCUGGUCAGCUUAAUCAUUGCUACACUUAAGAAAAUAUUGUUACUGUAAGUUAAACUUUUUCCUUUCCCCUUUAACUUAUACACUGUAUUUAGGUCAACUUUAUUGCAUGCCUGUGCCAAUAUUUCGGACACACAGUUUUUACUUGUUUUAUAAAUUUGCAUUUUGGUCAAACACUUACUAAUGAAGCAGUGCUGCGGAUUGGAUUGUAACCACGUAUGCCUCUCAUCAGUGUAGAAACAUCAACACAGACACAUUGUUCACAUUUGUUGUAUUAUAGCCCUGAUGAUAUUUAAGGUAGCUCGCAGAUUUUUCUGUCCUUCACAUAAAUAAUCUCGUGGCCUUUUUGAUCUAGCUCUUACUCCAGUUUUGAGUAUUUAGCCAGAUGGAUUUUCUCUUCAAUUAGGCAAAAUUUCAGCAAAAAAAAUGGCAACCAAAGAUUUACGCUAUCAUCUAAAUUUCACAUGAUUUACGGCUCAGUCUUUCAUUAUAACGAUUGUGUGACACCGACACAUUUUAGAUACAUUUUUUUUUUGGUUGUUUUAAAAACACAAUAAGCUGUCAAUUUUAGUAGUGAUAUCUGCACAUUGUUUCACAUGUUGCCUAUUUGGACUCCAUGAAUACUGAAAAAGUGAACGUUAAAAGGGAACUGGAAAAUAAACAGUGGAGUAUGAUCACCUCA
Messenger RNA from Amphiprion ocellaris (clown anemonefish), 1807 nucleotides. It is a transcript of the gene cltb, whose product is annotated as clathrin, light chain B. Gene Ontology annotation, cellular component: synaptic vesicle membrane; plasma membrane; postsynaptic endocytic zone cytoplasmic component. The record is from RefSeq and is a predicted model, not a curated record. Lineage: Eukaryota; Metazoa; Chordata; Actinopteri; Pomacentridae. Gene Ontology annotation, biological process: intracellular protein transport; clathrin coat assembly; clathrin-dependent endocytosis. The transcript has 6 exons. Gene Ontology annotation, molecular function: clathrin heavy chain binding; structural molecule activity. Bases 263 to 919 code for a protein of 218 amino acids.